Molecule: messenger RNA, 1839 nt
Organism: Sorex fumeus (smoky shrew)
Lineage: Eukaryota; Metazoa; Chordata; Mammalia; Eulipotyphla; Soricidae
Product: targeting protein for Xklp2-like
Exons: 16
Coding region: 1-1839 (612 amino acids)
Biological process (GO): activation of protein kinase activity; regulation of mitotic spindle organization
Cellular component (GO): microtubule; spindle
Source: RefSeq, a predicted model, not a curated record
AUGUCGCAACUAAAACCCUCUUAUUCCUAUGAUGCUCCCUCGCACUUCAUUAAUUUUACAUCUUUGGAUGAUGAAGAUACAGAAAACGUAGAUUCUUGGUUUGAUGAGAAGGCCAAUUUGGAGAAUAAAUUUCUGGGGAAGAAUUGGGCAAGAGGAUUACCUCAGAAAAUUCCUUUGAGAAAGACUAAUUUCCAGAAAGCUAUUGUUACUCCUUUGAGAACAGUUAACAAUAUGUACAAAGAGGCAGAAAAAGAAAAUCUGGUGGAACAGUCCAUUUCAUUAAAUUCUCGUUCUUUCCCAAAAGUCAAGGGAACUAAGACAAGAAGUACUCCAAACCAACCUCAGAGAAGAUCUGUUAGACUCUCUGCUCAGAAGGAUUUGGAGCAGAAAGAAAAGCAACAUGUUAAAAUGAAAGCCAGGAGUGGAAAAACCAAGAGAUGUGCCACUCCUGUAAUCCAUGAAAUUCCACCCUCCAAUAAAAUGAGAGUUAGCAGAAAGAAGCCAGAGGAAGAGAAAGGAUGCAGUGCUCAACAAGAAAAGAACAAGUCUGCUCCAGAAAAAGCUAAGGGCAGACAUAAUGUGCCAGGAAGGCAGAAAAUUCUAAAAAGUACUGAGGAGCAAAAGUCGGAGAAGAGAAUGAAGAUGCAGCAGGAGGUGAUGGAGAUGCAGAAAAAGAAUGAAGAAUUCAAAUAUAAAUUCAAAGCACGGGAACUUGAUCCCAGGAUUCUUGAAAGGGGGCCCAUCUUGCCUAAAAAACCACCGGCGAAACCACCCACUCAGCCUAUUGGCUUUGAUUUAGAAAUUGAGAAAAGAAUCCAGGAACGAAGGUCAAAGAAGAAAUCAGAGGAUGAACAUUUUGAAUUUCGUUCCAUACCAUGCCCCUCUAAGAUCUUGAAAGAUGUUGUGGGUGCUGCACAGAUGAUUGUGAACCUGGUGAAGAAUUUAGUGUACAACCUGAACACAAUAAGCAGCCUACUUGGUGAAACACAUCUUGUUAUAGGUAAAGGUAAGGGUGUUCCUGAAAAGAAAGUCCUUCCAAUCACAGUUCCCAGGUCACCAGCCUUUGCAUUAAAGAACAAAAUUCGAAUGCCCACUAAAGAAGUUGAAGAAGAAGAGCUUCUUAAGAACGUCUUAGCUCUUCCUAAAAGAGGAAGAAGAGUAACAAGAGCUCAAACUGUGCCUCAUUCUGGGGUGCCUUUUAAGCCCCAAAUUCCAAAGGCAAGAACGGUGAAAAUGUGCCCUUUCUCUUUUGAUUCUCGGGACAAGGAACGUCAGUUACAGAAAGAGAAGAAAAUUAAAGAACUGCAAAAAGGGAAGGAGAUGCCCAAGUUCAAGGCACUUCCUGUGCCUCGUUUUGACACUGUUAACCUACCAAAGAAGAAGGUGAAGAACUUGACCCAGAUUGAGCCCUUCUCCCUGAAGACAGACAAAAGAGGUGCUCUGAAGGCACAAACUUUGAAACAUCAGCUGGAAGAACUGAAACAGCAGAAAGAAGCAACUUGCUUUAAGGCUCGGCCAAACAACAUCACUUCCCAGGAGCCCUUUGUUCCCAAGAAAGAGAAAAAAAACCUUUCUGUUCAGGAACCAUUUCAGCUGGCCACAGAGAGGCGAGCUAAGGAGUGGCAGAAACUGAAGAAGAAAGUGGCGGAGGACAAAGCCAAAAAAGGCCAGCCGUUGGAGGAGGCCAGACAACAGAAGGAAGAGCUGGCUAGGAUCCGGAAAGCACUGGUACACAAAGCUAAUCCAAUACGCAAGUACUGGGGUGUGAAGAUAAAGUCAAGUGGCCAGCUUCUGACUAUGCCACUGUCUCCCAAGUUCUCUACUCGAUUCCAGUGCUAA